AUGGUGGAUUUCCUGGCGGAGAACAACCUGUGUGGCCAGGCAGUGCUGAGGAUCGUGUCCCGGGGGAACGCUAUCAUAGCCGAGCUCCUCCGCCUCUCAGAGUUCAUCCCUGCGGUCUUCAGGCUCAAAGACAAGAGCGACCAGCAGAAAUAUGGAGACAUCAUCUGCGACUUCAGCUACUUCAAGGUGAGAUGGGAUUGUCUUGUUAAAUGAGUGUGAAAUGAGAUGACAGUGAAAGGACAUCAUUUGUGGUGCACCUCCUAGAUAAUGGACACACACCGCCAGUGUCAUGGUUAGGUCUUUCAAGUUAUUUGAUGUCAUCUAUGAACUAGAUUCUUUAGAAUGUGUUAUGGCAUGAUGACGAAGUGCAGGGAUAUAAUGUAUGUCCAAUGUUAUGUCCAUAAUUAACUUUUUCACCCCCUGCCUUCCAGGGUCCAGAGUACUAUGACAGUAAGGUAGAAGCCAAACCAGAGCUUCAGGAUCUGGAUGAAGAGUUCCGGGAGAACAACAUAGAGAUACUCUCACGAUUCUACCUGGCCUUUGAAAGUGUACACAAGUACACCGUUGAUCUAAUCAGGUAAUAUAGAAUUCCUCCUUACGAUAUCAACCAUGUGUCUGUUUGGAUUACAUAUUUGGUCUGUUCGCUCAUUGAGCUGAAGCCUUAAUGUGUGGUGUGUCAAGUAGUCUGUCUGUCUCACCAUAACAUUUCAUUGAGCUGAAGCCUUACUGUGUGGUGGGUCAAGUAGUCUGACUGUCUCACCAUAACAUUUCCACACCAUGCUUUAUUUCAUUUGCCGUUCUUCUCUCAAGGUACCUGGACGACCUGUAUGAAGGUGUCUACAUCCAGCAGACCCUGGAGACUGUGCUGCUGAAUGAGGAUGGGAAACAGCUGCUGGUAAAUCUCUUGGAAUCACUUAUAUUUUGUAGAGGGCCCGGCGUGUGUUCCCUGAAAGCUUUAUAGCGCUAAGACCAACUUGAAUACGUUUAUGAAGAUCAUCCCUGUAUGUUUGACAAUGUCCAGAAGGCCAUGCAAAAGUCUCAUGAUGUGUUGUUUGUCCUUGUAACCAGUGCGAAGCCCUGUAUCUCUAUGGGGUCAUGCUGUUGGUUAUCGACCAGAAGAUGGAGGGGGAGGUCAGAGAGAGGAUGCUGGUGUCCUACUAUAGAUACAGGUGACACUAUGCUGCUCUUUUUGGGGGUUGCUUCUGCAUCCUUUAUACAUUUGAUCCCUUUUAAGAAUCAAUCUUCUUUGUUAUUUUGUCAGGGACCAUUUAAUUCUAUCAAUAAUAUUAUCAAUAAUACUAUAACACUAAGAUAGUAAGAUGGCGCCAACAGACAUGGCAACUCUGCUUCUAGCUCCUAAGCAACGUUGCACAAGCAUUUCGCCACACACAAUAACGUCUGCUAAAUAUGUGCAUGUGACCAAUAACAUUUGAUUUGAUUUGAAAACAUUUCACAGGCUGAAAUCGAAUGCAUAAUACCAGAUGGAGCUAAAAAGCAACAUUUGAAUGAAAGAAACCAAAACAUUUGAGUUCAAGUGAACAUCUUACUAACUAUACAUGUCCUAUUUGUCUCUCCAGUGCCGCUCGCUCCUCAGCGGACUCUAACCUGGAUGACAUCUGUAAGCUGCUGCGUAGUACAGGGUUCUCUAGCCAGCCAGGGGUCAAACGGCCAGCUAACUACCCUGAGAGCUACUUCCAGAGAGUGCCUAUCAGCGCCACCUUCAUCAGCAUGGUGAUCGGGAGGCUGCGCUCUGAUGACAUCUAUAACCAGGUAAGGUGGUACGAUCAUGUCGGGCUCCCGAGUGGCGCAGCGGUAUAAGGCACUGCAUCUCAGUGCUUGAGGCGUCACUACAGACCCCCUGGUUCGAUUCCAGGCUGUAUCACAACCGGCCGUGAUUGGGAGUCCCAUAGGGCGGCGCAGCGUCGUCCGGGUUUGGCCGGUGUAGGCCGUCAUUGUAAAUAAGAAUUGGUUCGUAACUGACUUGCCUAGUUUAAAUAAAGGUUCAAUAAUAAAUAAAAAAGGCUCAAAGGGAUAGUUUGCUGGAUUUUUAACCAUUUGUUUUCUUACCUCAUAAGGAGUUAGUCGUGUCAUACUAACCCAUUCUUAGUACAUUUCUGUACAUCCUUAUAUGCCAUGUUGUCAUAUUGGGUAACGUCAACAUUCCAUUGGCUCCAUUUAGGUGGUAGUAUCCUAGAACUGAAUGGAAUUGCUUGCGAAACGAGUUAUGCAACAAUAUUCAAUUGUCUUGUAGGCUUAUUCAAUCUAUUUGUAUGUUAUGAUCAUGUAAUCAUCUGAUUCUUAGAUCCAUGUUUCCUCCUGUCUCUAAAGCUGUCCUAUGUGUUCCCCAGGUGUCUGCGUACCCCCUGCCUGAGCACCGCAGCACGGCGUUAGCUAACCAGGCUUUGAUCCAUGUUUCCUCCUGUCUCUAAAGCUGUCCUCUGUGUUCCCCAGGUGUCUGCGUACCCCCUGCCUGAGCACCGCAGCACGGCGUUAGCUAACCAGGCUGCCAUGCUGUACGUCUGUCUCUAAAGCUGUCCUCUGUGUUCCCCAGGUGUCUGCGUACCCCCUGCCUGAGCACCGCAGCACGGCGUUAGCUAACCAGGCUGCCAUGCUGUACGUCUGUCUCUAAAGCUGUCCUCUGUGUUCCCCAGGUGUCUGCGUACCCCCUGCCUGAGCACCGCAGCACGGCGUUAGCUAACCAGGCUGCCAUGCUGUACGUCUGUCUCUAAAGCUGUCCUCUGUGUUCCCCAGGUGUCUGCGUACCCCCUGCCUGAGCACCGCAGCACGGCGUUAGCUAACCAGGCUGCCAUGCUGUACGUCUGUCUCUACUUCACUCCCUCCAUACUGCACACUCAGCAGGCCAAGAUGAGGGAGAUAGUGGACAAGUACUUCCCUGAUAACUGGGUGAGAGACAUCUAAGCUGCACUUCCCUGAAUACUUGGGAAACAUUAGUGUACUUGUUUCUCUUGAGCCAUAUUUACAUUUUAAAUUUUUAGUCAUUUAGCAGACGCUCUUAUCCAGAGCGACUUACAGUUAGUGAGUGCAUACAUUUUCCAUAUCUUGAUGCAGUAUAUUUCACCAGGCCUCCAGCCAUUACGCAGGUUUAAAGUAGUUUAUUUACAAGUUCUCCUGCUGCAGGUCAUCAGUGUAUAUAUGGGGAUCACUGUGAAUCUGGUGGAGGCCUGGGAACCAUAUAAAGCUGCCAAGAUCGCCCUCAACUACACCCUGGACUCAGCCAACAUCAGAGAGCAGGUAUGGAGGCUAACAGGCUUACCUACAGAACGGCUACUAACAUGGAAUGGUUUUCAGUUGUUUUCCCAUAAGGCCUUGUUUUAGACGUGAGUGUCCCGUCAUAUCCUGCCACAGUUGUCCCGUCAUAUCCUACCGCAGUUGUCCCGUCAUAUCCUGCCACAGUUGUCCCGUCAUAUCCUACCACAGUUGUCCUAUCAUAUCCUACCACAGUUGUCCCGUCAUAUCCUACCACAGUUGUCCCGUCAUAUCCUACCACAGUUGUCCCGUCAUAUCCUGCCACAGUUGUCCCGUCAUAUCCUACCACAGUUGUCCCGUCAUAUCCUACCACAGUUGUCCCGUCAUAUCCUACCACAGUUGUCCCGUCAUAUCCUGCCACAGUUGUCCCGUCAUAUCCUACCACAGUUGUCCCGUCAUAUCCUGCCACAGUUGUCCCGUCAUAUCCUACCACAGUUGUCCCGUCAUAUCCUACCACAGUUGUCCCGUCAUAUCCUGCCACAGUUGUCCCGUCAUAUCCUACCACAGUUGUCCCGUCAUAUCCUACCACAGUUGUCCCGUCAUAUCCUACCACAGUUGUCCCGUCAUAUCCUACCACAGUUGUCCCGUCAUAUCCUACCACAGUUGUCCCGUCAUAUCCUACCACAGUUGUCCCGUCAUAUCCUGCCACAGUUGUCCCGUCAUAUCCUACCACAGUUGUCCCGUCAUAUCCUACCACAGUUGUCCCGUCAUAUCCUACCACAGUUGUCCCGUCAUAUCCUACCACAGUUGUCCCGUCAUAUCCUACCACAGUUGUCCCGUCAUAUCCUACCACAGUUGUCCCGUCAUAUCCUACCACAGUUGUCCCGUCAUAUCCUACCACAGUUGUCCCGUCAUAUCCUACCACAGUUGUCCCGUCAUAUCCUGCCACAGUUGUCCCGUCAUAUCCUGCCACAGUUGUCCCGUCAUAUCCUGCCACAGUUGUCCCGUCAUAUCCUGCCACAGUUGUCCCGUCAUAUCCUGCCACAGUUGUCCCGUCAUAUCCUGCCACAGUUGUCCCGUCAUAUCCUGCCACAGUUGUCCCGUCAUAUCCUGCCACAGUUGUCCCGUCAUAUCCUGCCACAGUUGUCCCGUCAUAUCCUGCCACAGUUGUCCCGUCAUAUCCUGCCACAGUUGUCCCGUCAUAUCCUGCCACAGUUGUCCCGUCAUAUCCUGCCACAGUUGUCCCGUCAUAUCCUGCCACAGUUGUCCCGUCAUAUCCUGCCACAGUUGUCCCGUCAUAUCCUGCCACAGUUGUCCCGUCAUAUCCUGCCACAGUUGUCCCGUCAUAUCCUGCCACAGUUGUCCCGUCAUAUCCACCACAGUUGUCCCGUCAUAUCCUACCACAGUUGUCCCGUCAUAUCCUACCACAGUUGUCCCGUCAAUCCUACCACAGUUGUCCCGUCAUAUCCUACCACAGUUGUCCCGUCAUAUCUACCACAGUUGUCCCGUCAUAUCCUACCACAGUUGUCCCGUCAUAUCCUACCACAGUUGUCCCGUCAUAUCCUACCACAGUUUGUCCCGUCAUAUCCUACCACAGUUGUCCCGUCAUAUCCUACCACAGUUGUCCCGUCAUAUCCUACCACAGUUGUCCCGUCAUAUCCUACCACAGUUGUCCCGUCAUAUCCUACCACAGUUGUCCCGUCAUAUCCUACCACAGUUGUCCCGUCAUAUCCUACCACAGUUGUCCCGUCAUAUCCCUACCACAGUUGUCCCCGUCAUAUCCUACCACAGUUGUCCCGUCAUAUCCUACCACAGUUGUCCCGUCAAUAUCCUACCACAGUUGUCCCGUCAUAUCCUACCACAGUUGUCCCGUCAUAUCCUACCACAGUUGUCCCGUCAUAUCCUACCACAGUUGUCCCGUCAUAUCCUACCACAGUUGUUGUGAAAAUGUGGAAGGUUAGAGGACUGCUUAUGACACCCCCACUACCAUGUUAUAACACCUUUAAAACAUCCCACUGCCAGUUGUUAUUCAGUUAGUAUGGAUGGCCUGAGGCCCUAGGUCUAGUAUGUUAUAACACCCUAUAACUAACCAGACGUUAACCCUCCUCUUCUCUCCUCUAGGCCAGUCGCUAUUCAGUUAGUAUGGAUGGCCUGAGGCCCCAGAUCCAGCAGCUGCUGAAGGAAGGGUUCCUGAGGGAGGAGAUAGUCCUGGAUAACAUCCCCAAGCUGCUCAACUGUUUAAGGGACUGUAAUGUGGCGAUACGCUGGCUGAUGCUACACAAUGCAGACUCAGGUAGGGCUUUCUAUAGACAUCUAGGUCCAUGCAUGAAAUGUGCUUAGAACUGAUUUAUGAAGCAUCCAUAAAGGCCUUAUAAAGGGUUCAUGAAGCAUCUAUAAAGGCCUUAUAAAGGGCUCAUGAAUACUUUUUUGUAGUUGUUUGUUUAAAGUGGGAAUGAGAACUAGUAUCAAAACGAUGCAGAGCUGAACCUCAGGUAGAAUCAUGUCAGGCUGAACCUCAGGUAGAAUCAUGUCAGGCUGAACCUCAGGUAGAAUCAUGUCAGGCUGAAACCUCAGGUAGAAUCAUGUCAGGCUAACCUCAAGCUGAACCUCCGGUAGAAUCAUGUCAGGCUGAACCUCAGGUAGAAUCAUGUCAGGCUGAAACCCUCAGGUAGAAUCAUGUCAGGCAUAACCUCAGGUAGAUCAUGUUCAGGGCUGAACCUCAGGUAGAAAUCAUGUCAGGCUGAACCUCAGGUAGAAUCAUGUCAGGCUGAACCUCAGGUGAAUCAUGUCAGGCUGAACCUCAGGUAGAAUCAUGUUCAGGCUGAACCUCAGGUAGAAUCAUGUCAGGCUGAACCUCAGGUAGAAUCAUGUCAGGCUGAACCUCAGGUAGAAUCAUGUCAGGCUGAACCUCAGGUAGAAUCAUGUCAGGCUGAACCUCAGGUAGAAUCAUGUCAGGCUGAACCUCAGGUAGAAUCAUGUCAGGCUGAACCUCAGGUAGAAUCAUGUCAGGCUGAACCUCAGGUAGAAUCAUGUCAGGCUGAACCUCAGGUAGAAUCAUGUCAGGCUGAACCUCAGGCUGAAUCAUGUCAGGCUGAACCUCAGGUAGAAUCAUGUCAGGCUGAACCUCAGGUAGAAUCAUGUCAGGCUGAACCUCAGGUAGAAUCAUGUCAGGCUGAACCUCAGGUAGAAUCAUGUCAGGCUGAACCUCAGGCUGAACCUCAGGUAGAAUCAUGUCAGGCUGAACCUCAGGUAGAAUCAUGUCAGGCUGAACCUCAGGCUGAACCUCAGGUAGAAUCAUGUCAGGCUGAACCUCAGGUAGAAUCAUGUCAGGCUGAACCUCAGGUAGAAUCAUGUCAGGCUGAACCUCAGGUAGAAUCAUGUCAGGCUGAACCUCAGGUAGAAUCAUGUCAGGCUGAACCUCAGGCUGAACCUCAGGUAGAAUCAUGUCAGGCUGAACCUCAGGUAGAAUCAUGUCAGGCUGAACCUCAGGCUGAAUCAUGUCAGGCUGAACCUCAGGCUAGAAUCAUGUCCAGGCUGAACCUCAGGUAUAAUCAUGUCAGGCUGAACCUCAGGUAGAAUCAUGUCAGGCUGAACCUCAGGUAGAAUCAUGUCAGGCUGAACCUCAGGUAGAAUCAUGUCAGGCUGAACCUCAGGUAGAAUCAUGUCAGGCUGAACCUCAGGUAGAAUCAUGUCAGGCUGAACCUCAGGUAGAAUCAUGUCAGGCUUGAACCUCAGUAGAAUCAUGUCAGGCUGAACCUCAGGUAGAAUCAUGUCAGGCCUGAACCUCAGGUAGAAUCAUGUCAGGCUGAACCUCAGGUAGAAUCAUGUCAGGCUGAACCUCAGGUAGAAAUCAUGUCAGGCUGACCUCAGGUAGAAUCAAUGUCAGGGCUGAACCUCCGUGGUGUAGAAUCAAUGUCAGGCUGAACCGGUCAGGUAGAAUCAUGUCAGGCCUGAACCUCCGGUAGAAUCAGUCAGGAGGCUGAACCUCAGGUAGAAGCAUGAUCAGGCUGAACCUCAGGUAGAAUCAUGUCAGGCUGAACGCCUCAGGUAGAAAAUCAUGUCAGGCUGAACCCUCAGGUAGGAAUCAUGUCAGGCUGAACCUCAGUAGAAUCAUGUCCAGGCUGAACCCUCCGGUAGAUCAUGUCAGGCUGAACCUCAGGUAGAAUCAUUGUCAGGCUGAACCUCAGGUAGAAUCAUUCGCCAGGCUGAACCUCAGGUAGAAAAAUGUCAGGAGGCUGAACCUCAGUAGAAUCAAUGUCAGCUGAACCUCAGGUAGAAUCAUGUCAGGCCUGAACACCUCAGGUAGAAUCAUGUCAGGCGGAACCCAGGUAGAAUCAUGUCAGGCUGAACCUAAGGGUAGAAUCAUGUCAGGCUGAAACCCUCAGGUAGAAUCAUGUCAGGCUGAACCUCAGGUAGAAUCAUGUCAGGCUGAACCUCAGGUAGAAUCAUGUCAGGCUGAACCUCAGGUAGAAUCAUGUCAGGCUGAACCUCAGGUAGAAUCAUGUCAGGCUGAACCUCCGGUAGAACUGUCAGGCUGAACCUCGGUAGAAUCAUGUCAGGCUGAACCUCAGGUAGAAUCAUGUCAGGCUGAACCUCAGGUAGAAUCAUGUCAGGCUGAACCUCAGGUAGAAUCAUGUCAGGCUGAACCUCAGGUAGAAUCAUGUCAGGCUGAACCUCAGGUAGAAUCAUGUCAGGCUGAACCUCCGGUAGAAUCAUGUCAGGCUGAACCUCCGGUAGAAUCAUGUCAGGCUGAACCUCAGGUAGAAUCAUGUCAGGCUGAACCUCCAGGUAGAAUCAUGUCAGUGCUGAACCUCAGGUAGAAUCAUGUCAGGCUGAACCUCAGGUAGAAUCAUGUCAGGCUGAACCUCAGGUAGAAUCAUGUCAGGCUGAACCUCAGGUAGAAUCAUGUCAGGCUGAACCUCAGGUAGAAUCAUGUCAGGCAGAACCUCCGGUAGAAUCAUGUCAGGCUGAACCUCAGGUAGAAUCAUGUCAGGCUGAACCUCAGGUAGAAUCAUGUCAGGCAGAACCUCCGGUAGAAUCAUGUCAGGCUGAACCUCAGUAGAAUCAUGUCAGGCUGAACCUCAGGUAGAAUCAUGUCAGGCAGAACCUCAGGUAGAAUCAUGUCAGGCUGAACCUCAGGUAGAAUCAUGUCAGGCUGAACCUCAGGUAGAAUCAUGUCGAACCUAGUAGAUCUGUAGCUGAACCUCAGGUAGAAUCAUGUCAGGCUGAACCUCAGGUAAAUCUUCAGAACCUCAGUAGAAUCAUGUCAGGCUGAACUCGGUAGAUCAUGUCAGGCUGAACCUCAGGUAGAAUCAUGUCAGGCUGAACCUCCGGUAGAAUCAUGUCAGGCUGAACCUCAGGUAGAAUCAUGUCAGGCUGAACCUCAGGUAGAAUCAUGUCAGGCUGAACCUCAGGUAGAAUCAUGUCAGGCUGAACCUCAGGUAGAAUCAUGUCAGGCUGAACCUCAGGCUGAAUCAUGUCAGGUGAUACUAUAUUCCUAAACUAUGUUGUCUUUUCUUCUUGCAGCCUAUGAUCCCAACAACAAGCGUCUGCGACAGAUCAAAGAUCAGGUGAUCAACGACUCCAAGUACAACCCCAAGAUCCUCUUCCAGUUACUCCUAGACACCGCCCAGUUUGAGUUCACUCUCAAAGAAGUGAGUCUAACAAUAUGAUAUAUGAUUUGAUGCCAAGUCAAGUUGUAAUUACACAAUAAGACCGUGUCCGUCUCUGAAUAUAAUGGUGGAUUACACAAUAAAACCGUGUCCGUCUCUGAAUAUAAUGGUGGAUUACACAAUAAAACCGUGUCCGUCUCUGAAUAUAAUGGUGGAUUACACAAUAAAACCGUGUCCGUCUCUGAAUAUAAUGGUGGAUUACACAAUAAAACCGUGUCCGUCUCUGAAUAUAAUGGUGGAUUACACAAUAAAACCGUGUCCGUCUCUGAAUAUAAUGGUGGAUUACACAAUAAAACCGUGUCCGUCUCUGAAUAUAAUGGUGGAUUACACAAUAAAACCGUGUCCGUCUCUGAAUAUAAUGGUGGAUUACACAAUAAAACCGUGUCCGUCUCUGAAUAUAAUGGUGGAUUACACAAUAAAACCGUGUCCGUCUCUGAAUAUAAUGGUGGAUUACACAAUAAAACCGUGUCCGUCUCUGAAUAUAAUGGUGGAUAACACAAUACAACCGUGUCCGUCUCUGAAUAUAAUGGUGGAUUACACAAUAAAACCGUGUCCGUCUCUGAAUAUAAUGGUGGAUUACACAAUAAAACCGUGUCCGUCUCUGAAUAUAAUGGUGGAUUACACAAUAAAACCGUGUCCGUCUCUGAAUAUAAUGGUGGAUUACACAAUGAAACCGUGUCCGUCUCUGAAUAUAAUGGUGGAUUACACAAUGAAACCGUGUCCGUCUCUGAAUAUAAUGGUGGAUUACACAAUGAAACCGUGUCCGUCUCUGAAUAUAAUGGUGGAUUACACAAUAAAACCGUGUCCGUCUCUGAAUAUAAUGGUGGAUUACACAAUAAAACCGUGUCCGUCUCUGAAUAUAAUGGUGGAUUACACAAUAAAACCGUGUCCGUCUCUGAAUAUAAUGGUGGAUUACACAAUAAAACCGUGUCCGUCUCUGAAUAUAAUGGUGGAUUACACAAUAAAACCGUGUCCGUCUCUGAAUAUAAUGGUGGAUUACACAAUAAAACCGUGUCCGUCUCUGAAUAUAAUGGUGGAUUACACAAUAAAACCGUGUCCGUCUCUGAAUAUAAUGGUGGAUUACACAAUAAAACCGUGUCAGUCUCUGAAUAUAAUGGUGGAUUACACAAUGAAACCGUGUCCGUCUCUGAAUAUAAUGGUGGAUUACACAAUAAAACUGUGUCCGUCUCUGAAUAUAAUGGUGGAUUACACAAUAAAACCGUGUCCGUCUCUGAAUAUAAUGGUGGAUUACACAAUAAAACCGUGUCAGUCUCUGAAUAUAAUGGUGGAUUACACAAUGAAACCGUGUCCGUCUCUGAAUAUAAUGGUGGAUUACACAAUAAAACCGUGUCCGUCUCUGAAUAUAAUGGUGGAUUCACCAUCUGUACUCCCCUUCCUCACAGAUGUUCAAGCAGAUGCUGUCCGAGAAGCAGCUGAAAUGGGAGAGCUAUAGAACCGAGGGGGCUGAGAGGAUGACGGAGCUGGCUGAGGUGUUCUCUGGGGUCAAGCCUCUAACCAGAGUGGAGAAGAAUGGUGAGAUGGAUAACACAACUCUAGAUACAACGUAAAGACACAUCAUUACCACAACUGGCAGUUCACAAUCUGGAAUCCCUCUCUUAGUGUGACUGCUUGCAAAUCCUUUUAGUUGGAGUCAACCACUGAAACUGCUUAUAUGUGUGGGAUAUACACUGACUGGACAAAUCAUAAAGAACCAUGACAUAGACUGACCAGGUGAAUCCAGGUGAAAGCUAUGAUUCCUUAUUGAUGUCACUUGUUAAAUCCACUUCAGUCAGUGUAGAUGAAGGGGAGGAGACAGGUUAAAGACGGAUUUUUAAGCCUUGAGACAAUUGAGACAUGGAUUGUGUAUGUGGGCCAUUCAGAGGGUGAAUGGGCAAGACAAAAUAUUGAAGUGCCUUUGAACGGGGUAUGGUAGUAGGUUCCUUGACACACUCCACUGGUUUGAGUGUGUCAAGAACUGCAUCGCUGCUGGGUUUUUCAUGCUCAACAGUUUGUGGGAAGCAUUGGGGUCAACAUGGUCCAACAUCCCUGUUGAACACUUUUGACACCUUGUAGAGUCCAUGCCCCGACACCUUGUAGAGUCCAUGCCCCGACACCUUGUAGAGUCAUGCCCCGACACCUUGUAGAGUCCAUGCCCCGACACCUUGUAGAGUCCAUGCCCCGACACCUUGUAGAGUCCAUGCCCCGACACCUUGUAGAGUCCAUGCCCCGACACCUUGUAGAGUCCAUGCCCCGACACCUUGUAGAGUCCAUGCCCCGACACCUUGGUAGAGUCCAUGCCCCCGACACCUUGUAGAGUCCAUGCCCCGACACCUUGUAGAGUCCAUGCCCCGACACCUUGUAGAGUCCAUGCCCCGACACCUUGUAGAGUCCAUGCCCCGACACCUUGUAGAGUCCAUGCCCCGACACCUUGUAGAGUCCAUGCCCCGACACCUUGUAGAGUCCAUGCCCCGACACCUUGUAGAGUCCAUGCCCCGACACCUUGUAGAGUCCAUGCCCCGACACCUUGUAGAGUCCAUGCCCCGACACCUUGUAGAGUCCAUGCCCCGACACCUUGUAGAGUCCAUGCCCCGGCGAAUUGAGGCUGUUCUGAGGGGAAAAAGGAGGUGCAACUCAAUAUUAGGAAGGUGUUCUUAAUGUAUUAUGCUCUUAAAAGCUUGUUGCUCACUGUACCAUACCUAUUACUGUCACUGUACCAUACAUAUUCCUAUUGCUGUCACUGUACCAUACCUAUUCCUAUUGCUGUCUCACUGUACCAUACCUAUUCCUAUUGCUGUCUCACUGUACCAUACCUAUUCCUAUUGCUGUCACUGUACCAUACCUAUUCCUAUUGCUGUCUCACUGUACCAUACCUAUUGCUGUCACUGUACCAUACCUAUUCCUAUUGCUGGCUCACUGUACCAUACCUAUUCCUAUUGCUGGCUCACUGUACCAUACCUAUUCCUAUUGCUGUCACUGUACCAUACCUAUUCCUAUUGCUGUCUCACUGUACUAUUCCUAUUGCUGGCUUACUGUACCAUACCUAUUCCUAUUGCUGGCUCACUGUACCAUACCUAUUCCUAUUGCUGUCACUGUACCAUACCUAUUCCUAUUGCUGGCUUACUGUACCAUACCUAUUCCUAUUGCUGUCACUGUACCAUUCCUAUUGCUGUCACUGUACCAUACCUAUUCCUAUUGCUGGCUCACUGUACCAUACCUAUUCCUAUUGCUGUCACUGUACCAUACCUAUUCCUAUUGCUGUCACUGUACCAUACCUAUUCCUAUUGCUGUCACUGUACCAUACCUAUUCCUAUUGCUGUCACUGUACCAUACCUAUUCCUAUUUCAGUCUCACUGUACCAUACCUAUUCAUAUUGCUGUCUCACUGUACCAUACCUAUUCCUAUUGCAAUAGUGAAAGCUGAACUCACUAUGCCAUACUUCCUCUUAUUGUAAAUGUGUUAGAUGUUGAUGUGUGUUGUUAACAUGGUUGUUGUUGUGUUGGACAGAGAACCUGCAGGCAUGGUUCAGGGAGAUUUCUAAGCAGAUAGAAUCUCUGAACUAUGAGGACUCCACCGCUGCAGGCAGGAAGACCGUUCAGCUGAUACAGGCCCUUGUAGAGGUGAGGACUAGAACAUGAACAAGAGUACAUGCACUGUAGUUAUUUCAUCUCUGGGUAACUCUCUUAGUGACCGUUACAUGAUCAUAUCUAUUACAUGGGCAUAAUUUGAAUCCCUUUGAUUUGAUAUACAAUUAUGUUGUUUUGUCCAAAAAUAUGUUUAUAUAUAAACCCUGACUUCCUGUCCUCUCCUUACCUAUAAACCCUGACUUCCUGUCCUCUCCUUACCAAUAAACCCUGACUUCCUGUUCUCUCCUUACCUAUAAACCCUGACUUCCUGUCCUCUCCUUACCUAUAAACCCUGACUUCCUGUCCUCUCCUUACCAAUAAACCCCGACUUCCUGUCCUCUCCUUACCUAUAAACCCUGACUUCCUGUCCUCUCCUUACCUAUAAACCCUGACUUCCUGUCCUCUCCUUACCUAUAAACCCUGACUUCCUGUCCUCUCCUUACCUAUAAACCCUGACUUCCUGUCCUCUCCUUACCAAUAAACCCUGACUUCCUGUCCUCUCCUUACCAAUAAACCCUGACUUCCUGUCCUCAGGUUCAAGAGUUCCACCAGUUGGAGUCCAACCUGCAGGUGUGUCAGUUUCUGGCUGACACCAGGAAGUUCCUUCACCAGAUGAUCAGGACCAUUAACAUCAAGGAGGAGGUCCUGAUCACCAUGCAGAUAGUAGGAGACCUGUCCUAUGCAUGGCAGAUCAUAGACAGGUACACACUGACCAACUACUCUGGCUUACCAGUUUCACGAUGACAUAGCCAGGUCUCUCUUGCAAGUCAAUUAUAAUAUAUAAAUUUGCCAUUGAAUGUUUUUCUCUCUGGUUGUUUUCCCAGCUUCACGUCCAUCAUGCAGGAGAGUAUCAGAGCGAACCCAUCCAUGGUGACCAAACUACGAGCCACCUUUCUAAAGGUGAACCAUUCACUACUCAGACAGACAGUGCAUUAGUAGAGUACACAGGUUAAUCCCCUAAACAAGACAUUUGUAUUUUCUGUUUCAAAACAUGCAGUCUACUGGCACACAGAUCAGACACCCAUGCAUACCCCACAAGACAUGCCACCAGAGGUCUCUUCAUAAUCCCCAAGUCCAGAACAGACUAUGGGAGGUGCACAGUACUUCAUAGAGCCAUGACUACAUGGAACUCUAUUCCACAUCAAGUAACUCAUGCCAGCAGUAAAAUUAGAUUUAAAAAAACCCAGAUAAAAAUACAUGUUAUGGAACAGCGGGGACUGUGAAGCAUCACAAUCAUAGACACAUGUAUACAAACACACGAUGACAUACGCACUAUACACACAUGUACACAUGGAUUUUGUGUUGUAGAUAUGUGGUAGUAGAGUAGAGGCCUGAAGGCUCACUCUUAAUAUGAUGUGAAAUCUGUUAUGGAUGUAUUGUAAUGUUUUUAAAAUGUAUAACUGCCUUGAUUUUGAUAGACCUCAGGAAGAGUAGCUGCUGCCUUGGCAGGAACUAAUGGGGAUCCAUAAUAAAUACAAAUACAAAUAAUGCGUGUUUUAUUGAUCUAUGUUACCAGUUGGCGUCUGCGUUGGACCUGCCUCUGCUGCGUAUCAACCAGGCCAACAGUCCAGACCUGCUCAGUGUUUCUCAGUUCUACUCCGGGGAGCUGGUGACCUACGUCAGAAAGGUAUGGUCCUGGUGACCAGGAAUCCUGAAUCCCAAAUCAACCCCCAGUCCCUACUCCCUACCCCAGUCCCUACUCCCUACCCCAGUCCCUACUCCCUACCCACAGUCCCUACUCCCUACCCACAGUCCCUACUCCCUACCCCCAGUCCCUACUCCAGUCCCUACUCCCUACCCCAGUCCCUACUCCCCACCAGUCCCUACUCCCUACCCCCAGUCCCUACUCCCUACCCCCAGUCCCUACUCCCUACCCCCCAGUCCCCUACAUCCCCUACCUCCAGUUCCUACUCCCAGUCCCUACUCCCUACCCCCAGUCCCUACUCCCUAUCUCUCCAGUUCCUACCCCCAUUCCCUAUUUUCCCCCCCACCCCCCCACCCCCCCCCCCCCCCUUCCCCCCCCCUUCCCCCUUCCCCCCCAGUCCCUCCCUCCCCCUCCCCCCCCACCCCCUACCCCACCCCCCCCCCCCCCCCCCUACCCCCCCCCCCAAACCCGUCCCCCCCCCCCCUCCUCCCCUACCCCCCCCCUACCCCUACCCAGUCCCUACCCCACCCCCACCCCAUCCCUAACCCCCACCCCACCCCCCAAAACCCCACCCCCCCCACCCCUACCCCCAGUCCCCCUCCCCACCCCAUUCCCUCCCCCCACCCCCCACCCCCCCAUCCCCCCCCCCCCCUACCCAUUUCCCAUCCCCCCACCCCAUCCCUCCCCCCCCCAUCCCUCCCCCCCCACCCUCCCUUUCCCUACCCCGUCCUACCCCUCCCCAGCCCUCCCCCCCCCACCCCCCCUACCCCCAGUCCUACUCCCAUUCCCUAACUCCCCCCCCGCCCCUACCCCCCCCCCAUCCCCACUCCCUACCCCAGUCCCUACCCCCACCCCCAUCCCUACCCCACCCCAGUCCCUCCCCCUCCCUACCCCCCCGUCCCUACUCCCCCCCCCCUUUACCCCCACCCCCCGUCCCUCCCCCUACCCCCCCCCUCCCCCCCCCACCCCCCUACCCCCAUCCCUACUCCCUCCCCUCCCCCCCCCACCCCCCACCCCAGCCCUCCCCCCCACCCCAGCCCUCCCCUUUUCCCCACCCCAUCCCUAUUCCCACCCCUACCCCAUCCCUCCCCCCUCUCCCACCCCACCCCUCCCACCCAGCCCUACUCCCCACCCACCCCCCCUUCCCUACCCCCCACCCUCCCUUUACCCCAUCCUACUUUUCCCCCCCACCCCUAUUUCCCCCCCCCCCUUUUCCCUCCCCACCCCACCCCAUCCCACUCCCCCCCCGUCCCUACUCCCACCCCCCCCCUACCCCACCCCAGCCCCCUACUCCCUCCCCCCAGUCCCUCCCCCCUCCCUACCCCCCAUUCCCCACUACCCCCCACCCCAGUCCCUCCCCCCCCCCCCAGUCCCUACCCCCUUUCCCCCCCCCCAGCCCCUACCCCCACCCCCAGCCCCCUACUCCCACCCCCACCCAUCCCACCCCCCCCUUUAAACCCCCACCUUCCCUACCCCUCCCCCCCCCACCCUCUCCCCACCCCAGUCCCUACCCCCCCCCCCCCCCACCCCAUCCCCCCCACCCCCAUCCCUACUCCCACCCCCAGUCCUACUCCCCCCCCCUUUCCCUACCCCCCCUUUCCACUCCCUACCCCCAUUCCCUAUCCCACCCCCAUUCCCUAUUCCCACCCCCCCGCCCCAUCCCCCCCCCAGUCCCUACUCCCCCCCCCCAGUCCCUACCCCCUAACCCCAGUCCCUCCCCCACCCCCAUUUCCCUACUUUACCCCCCCUUACCCCCGUCCCUACUCCCUACCCCCAUCCCUACCCCCUACCCCCAGCCCCACUCCCUCCCCCCGUCCCUAUUCCCCCUCCCCCACCCCCCCCCCCCGUCCCAUUUUCCAAAACCCCCCCCAGCCCCCUCCCCCCAGCCCUACCCCCUCCCCCCUAGCACGUUAGAUCGAGGGGUUUGGGAUGGUGGAAAGCAAUAGGGGAUAGCCCAUCUGUGUUUUUUUGAAGGCCAGGGGGUUUUAUUACUACUUUCCCUUUACCUAUCCAAUGUUUUCAAAUCCCACCGAUCGCAAGUGUUAGAGGUAAAAAGGGGUUGAUUAGGGUUUGGGGUUAAGACCAUCUCUGCAUAUUUAAAGAGGAAUUGAUAAUAAAACCUGCUGUAAUUUUUGGGAUUAUUUCCUGUCCUCCACUAGGUUUCCAGACAUCACCCCUAAAGGCAUUUUCCUGUCUCUCCACUAGGGUUCCGAUCCCACCCCUGGAGCAUGUUUCCUGUAUCCACUAGGUUUUUUCCGAUCAUAUCCCGGGACAUGUUUCCGUACCCACUAGGUGUUCCAGACCAUCCCGGAGCAUGUUUCCGUCUCUCCUCAGGUGUUCAGAUCACCCCUGAAGCAGUUCCCCCCGGCUAAAUCAUCAAGCGCGAUCCAUGCCAUCAUGGAGGUUCCCCCCCAACGGAAAGGCAAGCUAAGGACUACGUCCGGGGGGCCCCUACGAGGUCAAGGUCAUGGGUGGCCCGACGCUUAUGGUCCUUUUGAAUCAGUUUGGGAAAACAUGGGCUUGCAUGACAAAGGGUUUGGGGUUCGAUUCCCCUUGGGGGCCACCCAACAAUUUUUUAUUCCAAAUGACUUUUGUGGUUUGGAUAAAAUGUCUUCUAAAAGGCGAUAUGGGGGUCUUUUCUAAACCAAACAGCACUGUUUUGUUUAAAACUGGUGAGGGGGCCAGGGUGGUCUAUCGAGUCUAUGGGAGACAAAAAAGGACCAUGGUAGUCUAUAACUAGGACCCUUGGAGGACUAACUAGGGCCUUGGUAGGGGUAUAAAAUAGGGGGCCUAUGGUAUGACUAAAAAAAUAGGACCUAUGUAUGACUAAAAAUAGGGCCUAUGGGGAGUGACUAUAAAAGGACCCUAUGGGAUAUAAAAUAGGACCCCAUAGUAGGACAAACUAGGACCAUGGUAGUGACUUAACUAGGACCUUGGGGAGUGACUAAACUAGGACCCAUGUAGUGACUAUAAAGGCCUAUGGUUUAGUGACUAUAAUAACCUGGGAGUGACAAAAAAAAAGGACCUAUAGUAUGACUAAAUAGGACCUAUGUAUGCUAUAAAUAGGGGCCAUUGGGGUAAAAAUGGCCUAAGUAGUGACUUAAUAGGACCUAUGGGAGGGUAAACUAGGCCCCAUGUUGCUAAAACUGGGCCCAAGUAGGAUAAACUGGACCAUGUAGUGACUAAACUAGGACCUUGUAGGAUUAACUAGGGCCUAUGGAUAAAUUAAAAUGGACCAUAGUAGUGCAAACUAGGACCCAUGGUAAGUAUAAAAUAGGACCUAUUUUGAUAAAAUAGGGCCUAUGGGAGGCUUAACUGGACCUAUGGGGUGCUAAAAAAUGGACCUUGGAUAAAACUAGGAAACCCUUUAAUGACAUAAAAGGACCUAUGGUGACUAUAACUAGGACCUAUAUAGUGACUAUAACUAGGGCCCAUUAGUGACUAAACUAGGACCAUUAGUGACUAUAAAAGGCCUUAAUUGGACUAUAAAUAGGGCCUUGGUUUGACUAUAAUAGGACCAUUAGGCUAAAACUAGGACCCAUGUAAAUGACAAAAAUAGGACCUAUAUAGUGACUUAACUAGGACCUUGUGUGACUAUAACUGGACUAUGGAUGACUAUAACUAGGGCUGACUAAAACUAGGACCAUAUUUGGAUAUAACAAGGGCCUAAUUUGGUUACAUAACUAGGGCCUAUUUAGUGCUAAAAAUAGGACCUAAUUUUGUGACUUAAAUAGGGCCUAUUUAGUGACUAAACAGGACCUAUUUGGGGACAAACUAGGGCCUAAUUUGGACUAUCUAGGACCAUAUUUGUGACUAAAACUAGGGCCAUAGUAGGACUAUAACUAGGGCCUUAUUAGUACUAAACAGGACCUUGGGAAAUGACAUAAUAGGACCUAGGUAUGACUAAACUAGGACCCAUGGUAUUACUAAAACCGGACCUAAGUAGUGACUAUAACUAGGGCCUAUGGGAGUGACUAUAAUGGACCUAUGUAGUGACUAAACUAGGUUAAAUUACUUAACUAGGGCCUAGGGGUUUACUAAAUAGGCAUGGGAGUGUAAAACUAGGACCUAUGUAGUGACUAUAAUAGGACCUUGUAGUGACUAAACUAGGACCUAUGUAGUGACUAAACAGGCCUAUGGGGUAAAAUAUAAAUAGCCUAUGUAGUGACAAACUAGGACCCAUGGUAGUGACUAAAACUGGACCCAUGGGGGAGGCUAUAAUAGGACCUUUUGUAGGCUAAACAGGACCUAUAGUAGUACUUAACUGGACCUUGAGUGACUUAAAAAUAGGACCUAUGAUAAAAUUAACUAGGACCCUUGUAUGACAAACUAGGACCAGGAGUGACUAAAAAAAGGACCUAUGGUAGUACUAAACGGCCUAUGGGAGUGAUAAAACUAGGACCUAUUAAGGCUAAAAAUAGGACCUUUGUAGGACUAUCUAAAGGAACCCAGGUAGUGACUAAAAAAACCUAGGAUGACCCAAAACUAGGGCCUAUUAGGACUAUAAAAGGACAUUGUGACUAAACUAGGACCUAUAUAGUGACUAUAACGGACCAUUAGUGACUAAAACUGGACCUAUUAGUACUUAAAAGGACCUAUUGUGACUAUAACUAGGACAUUAGUGACUUAAAUAGGGGCCUAUUAGUGACUAAAACUAGGGGCCAUGGGAUGACAAAAAAAGGGCCUAUAAGUGCUUAACUAGGGCCAUGUGGACUAUAACUAGGGCCCUUUGAGUGACUAAAAACCUAGGAUGACUAAACUAACCUAAUUUGUGACUAUAAAAAAGGACCUAUUUGGUGACUAUAACUAGGACCUAUUUUUGGGCUAUAACUAGGCCUAUAUUAGGGCUAUAACUAGGACCUAAUAGUGCUAAACAAGGACCAAGGGAUUAACUAGGGCCCUUUGUGACUAAACUAGGGCUUAUUGUACUAAAACUAGGACCUAUAUGGGACUAUAAUAGGACCCAAUGGACUAUAACUAGGACCUAUAUUAGUGACUAUAACUAGGACCUAUAUUAGUGACUAUAACUAGGACCUAUAUUAGUGACUAUAACAAGGACCUAUAUUGGUGACUAUAACUAGGACCUAUAUUAGUGACUAUAACUAGGACCUAUAUUAGUGACUAUAACUAGGACCUAUGGUAGUGACUAAAACUAGGACCUAUAGUAGUGACUAUAACUAGGACCUAUACUAUAGUUAGGACCUAUGCUAAUGACUAUAACUAGGAGCCAGAGUUUUUCCUGACUAGGUUCCUGGCCCCUAACUGUGGAGAGGGAGCAGAUGCUCACUGAGUCUCCCCAACUGUUCCUCUCCGGCUCAGAGGAGCAGUGUUUGUGAGAGGCAGUGGGUUUUCUACAGCUGGACGUCAUCGACUUGUUCUUCUUCUUCCUUUUCUCACAGGUUGCCAAACUCACCCACGCCAUCUCCAUCUUUACUGAAGGGAUUCUGAUGAUGAAGACUACACUGGUUGGAAUCAUCAAGGUCAGUUUUUAAAUUAAAACAGGUUUGUGCAACUGUUGUUUUAGAUAUAUUAUAAUUGAGAAAAUGUGUCGAAACGCAUAAGUCUUACCUGUCAUGGUGUCUCUUCAGGUGGAUCCCAAGCAGCUCCUGGAAGAUGGUAUCAGGAAGGAGUUGGUGAGGAGAGUAGCCUAUGCUCUACACAAAGGACUUAUCUUUAACCCCAAGGCUAAGGUGAGAUAUCUGACCACAACACAAUGUCAACCAUUCCACAAGACCAUUCAGCCCAGUGUUAACCGUCACUUUCACUUUCUGAAGUAGCAUGAUCCGGAUUGUUCAGGUUUUAUUCAUUACAGAAUACAAACAAAGUUGUCUGCGAACUUGAAAAUGGAGAGGGGGGGGGGGAAAUGAAGCGUUACAGCAUGUUAAUCAUGGUACAUUUCAAUCUCACACCUGGUCAGACCAGUGAGCUGAUGCCGAAGCUCAAGGAGAUGGCAGCCACCAUGGAUGGGUUCUACCGGUCCUUUGAGUACAUCCAGGACUAUGUCUCCAUCUACGGCCUGAAGAUCUGGCAGGAGGAGGUCUCUCGCAUCAUCAACUACAACGUGGAGCAGGAGUGCAACAGCUUCCUACGCACCAAGGUUGGACUCACACCUUAAAUCCACAUGGCUCUUUCUCAGUUUGUCUGGUUGAUUCCUUGCAUCCUUUAAAACAUUAAAACAUCAUCAAAAAGGGAAAACGUUACAUCCUCCUUCGCAACCGUGUUGGAGGAGAAGGUCCAAGCUCCCUUCUAAUAAUUAGCUGGUUGAAUCAGGUAGCGAUAGCCUACAGGAGAGUAGCUCUCCAGAAACAGGGUUGGAGAGCCCUGGUUUAAAUAAUAUACAUACUUUUGAAACGUCUUAAUGUUCAGCCGUUUUGUGUUUCUUAGAUCCAGGAUUGGGAGAGUGUCUACCAGUCGACCCAUAUACCCAUCCCCAAGUUCCCCUCGGUCGAUGAGUCAGCCACCUUCAUAGGGCGACUCUGUAGAGAGAUCCUCCGCAUCACAGACCCCAAGUAGGUAUCUCUCUCCACAUCACAGACCCCAAGUAGGUAUCUCUCUCUCUCCAUGUCACCUUUGUGGCAUCAGUCUGUCAGCUUAUAGGUAGUUAUGGAAGGGAGCAUUGGUGUACUUUGACACGGCAUGGCAUAUACAUGGUAGUGGAUGUCUGUUUUGGUGUACACUCUUCUCAGUGCUUUUAAUAUGUCUUAAUGCAUAGGUUUACCUGUUACCUGUAUUCCAGAGUGACAUGCUACGUGGACCAGUUGAACACCUGGUACGACCUGAAGACCCACCAGGAGGUGACCAACAACCGUCUGUUUUCUGAGAUACAGGACACCCUGGGGACCUUCGGCCUCAACGGGCUGGACAGGCUGCUCUGCUUCAUGAUCGUCAAGGAACUGCAGGUAACAUGAGCCAGCCUGAGAAUACUACUCUGGCGAUCUAUAGGAUCCUAGGCCUGUCUAACUGGUAUGGAACCUACUACCUGAGACCUAACAAUUAUUUAACCAGGUUGUCUCAUUGAGUUCCAACUAUCAUGUUAUUAAUAUCAUGAUAUUGAGGUCAAUAUCAGUUUGCUGUUAUAUUUGAUACACGUACUGUCAUUCUUAGCUUGACUUUCUGUAGAGACAUGGCCAGUCAUUAUCAUUCAACAACCACAUAUUGAAGUAUGGCUCGGCUCACCUGUUUUAUUUGAAUACAUUUAGAAUCAUUCAAGUGGUCCAGUUAGUUAUUACUUCCCCUCAAGGUUCCAUAACAUGACAGGUUUUUGUUCCAUUAGAACUUCCUGACGGUGCUUCAGAAGACCAUCCUGAGAGACAAGGCUAUGGUGGACGUCUUUAAAGCCAUGCUGAGCGCUGUCAAUCCCGUCAAAGGUAUUGUGGGUAGGUGUCAACAGCUUAGGAAGGAUUCUUACCAGGGUUGUUUAAAACUUAUUUCAGCGGAAAACAAAAAAUGAGUUUGUCUUAUUGAGACUAAUCCAGGAAGUCCCUCCCUGUUUCAGUCCAUUUUCUUCCAUUUGGUGCCCAAUGAACAGGACCCAGAGAUUAUGACCAGGGAACAUUAGGUUCUGGUUGACUGUCCAGGCCAUCAUCACUCACUGGCUCCCACUGACCAGGACCCAGAGAUUAUGACCAGGGAACAUUAGGUUCUGGUUGACUGUCCAGGCCAUCAUCACUCACUGGCUCCCACUGACCAGGACCCAGAGAUUAUGACCAGGGAACAUUAGGUUCUGGUUGACUGUCCAGGUCAUCAUCACUCACUGGCUCCCACUGACCAGGACCCAGAGAUUAUGACCAGGGAACAUUAGGUUCUGGUUGACUGUCCAGGCCAUCAUCACUCACUGGCUCCCACUGACCAGGACCCAGAGAUUAUGACCAGGGAACAUUAGGUUCUGGUUGACUGUCCAGGUCAUCAUCACUCACUGGCUCCCACUGACCAGGACCCAGAGAUUAUGACCAGGGAACAUUAGGUUCUGGUUGACUGUCCAGGUCAUCAUCACUCACUGGCUCCCACUGACCAGGACCCAGAGAUUAUGACCAGGGAACAUUAGGUUCUGGUUGACUGUCCAGGCCAUCAUCACUCACUGUUGCAUUUCUUUCUCUUCUUUCUGUCAGGAAAUGCCAGUAAAGUCUACACCAACGCUGUUGCCAAAACACAGAAGAUCUGGGGGCCAUACUUGGAAUCGAUCAUGAAGGUACUGUGUUUUAUUGAACUGUUUUUAGCAAUACCAACUUAAUGUUAUUAGCAACAUAACCACUAUAUUCAGUGAUCGGCAUUUAGAAGACUAUAAUCAAAGAUAGGUGACCCAGUGCAGAGCCAGCUGUACUGGUAAUACACCAGCCACAAUAACACGUACCUCAAGGUUUAUUACAAGAUGGCUGUCUUCUACACAAAAAAAUACAAUCUAUUAGAAGUCUCUAGAGGUCUCAAGUCUUGACAUAGAGACAUAUACCCCUCCCCACCGGAGACCGGGGUUCAAUCCCUGUAUGGAAGUGACACAGAUGUUUCCACAGGUUGGUCAGAUGCAGAUCCUGAGGCAACAGAUAGCCAACGAGCUGAACUACUCCUGCAAGUUUGACUCCAAACACCUCGCUGCUGCACUGGAGAACCUCAACAAGUCAGUGGCCAUCGGGGAUGAUGCAUAGAGAGACAUAACAUAUUAUAAGCCUUGUUAUAAGACAUUAUGAAGGCUCAUACAUGCUUAUUAUAAUAAAGGAUGGGAUACCUGCAGGCUUUAAGUAAAGGGUUACUGUUAUUUUGAAAUGCAAAGAGUGAUUCUCGCUUGUCAUGAAAAGGAUGGCCAUUGUCAUGGAAUUUCUUAUCAGUAGACAUGGAAAAGUCAUCAUUUUGUGUUUUGGUCAUAGCCAUAGGCUGCACUAUGUUUCUGCUAAUUGGUCUUUUGACCAAUCGGAUCAGCUCUUUUGCCAGUAAUUGGGCAAAAGAACAGAAUAUGUCUGCUUGUGAAAACUCUGCUUAAGAGUGGGAAGGAACCCUGUAAAGGAAUGUUGCUAUAAUAAUGAUUGCCAGUCAUUUAAAGGGUGUGUUGAAUGGUCAGGUGUCUGCUGAAUGAUGUAUCUACUGUAGGUCUCUACUGGCUGAUAUAGAAGCCCACUACCAGGACCCCAGCCUUCCAUACCCCAAGGAGGACAACAAUCUACUGUAUGAGAUCACAGCCUCUCUGGAGGCAGCAGGCAUACACAACCCACUCAACAAGGUGAGGGAUACGAUGAGGAGUAGAGAAUGAGAAUAGGAGGAUAGGAAGAGGAAGAAGAGGAGGAGGGAGGAGGAGGGGAGGCGGAGGAGGCGGCAGGAGAGGUCGGAGGCGGAGGCGGGAGGGGCGGCGGCGGAGCGGAGGAGGCGGCGGAGGCGGCGGCGGAGGCGGCGGCGUGCGGAGGCGGAGGAGGCGGAGGAGGCGGAGGCGGGGCGGAGGAGGAGAGGAGGAGGAGGAGGAGGAGGAGGAAGGGAGGAGGAGGACGGGGAGGAGGCGGAGGCGGGAGAGGAGGAUGCGGAGGAGGCGGAGGAGGAUGAGGUAUUCUCUUCUUCUUCUUCUUUUGUCUUCUUCUUCUUUCUUCUCUUCUUUAUUCUUUUAUCUUCUUCUUUUCUUUCUUCUCUUCUUCUUCUUCUUCUUCUUCUCUCUUCUUCUCUUCUUAUUCUUCUUCUCUUAUUCUUCUUCUUAUUAGUUUCUUCUUUCUUCUUCUCUACUUCUUCUGCUUCUUUCUUCCUUCUUUCUUCUUCGAAAGGUGGCAUCCUAUGACAGUGCCACGUUGAAAGUCACUGGGCUCUUCACUAAGGCCAUUCUACUGCCAAUGUUUGUCUAUGGAGAUUGCAUAUGGCGGUGUGCUCGAUCUUCUGUCUUCAAAGGUGGCCGAGGCCCAUGUGCCAAGUUUAAUCUUUGACGAGUUCAGGACAGUCCUGUGAAGAUCUGGAUAGAGGCUUCAUCAUUUAAUUUAUGUUGAUUCAUUCAUUUUACCUUAAAGCACCAGUGCAGUCAAAUGUUUUGUAAGAUUUUGUACAACAGCUGAUGAAACUAACCUGUUGAUUGGAAUUGUUUGUUCAUGUUGUAGAUCUACAUUACAACAUAGCGCCUGCCUUACUUCACCUGUUCUAUAUGUUGUAGAUCUACAUUACAACCAAGCGCCUGCCUUACUUCACCUGUUCUAUAUGUUGUAGAUCUACAUUACAACCAAGCGCCUGCCUUACUUCACCUGUUCUAUAUGUUGUAGAUCUACAUUACAACCAAGCACCUGCCUUACUUCACCUGUUCUAUAUGUUGUAGAUCUACAUUACAACCAAGCGCCUGCCUUACUUUCCUAUCGUCAACUUCCUCUUCAUCUUCGCUCAUCUGCCUAAACUGCAGUACAGCAAAAAUCAAGGUGAGUUUCAAUCAACUUUAUUGAUACUCACAGGGGAAAUUGAUUUUUUCACCAGCAUAUGACACAAGGGGGGGUAGAAGGAUUACUUUAUCCUAUCCCAUGUAUUCCUUAAAGAGGUGGGGUUUCAAGUGUCUCCGGAAGGGUGUGAGUGACUCCGCUGUCCUGGCGUCGUGAGGGAGCUUGUGCAGCGAACAGUUUUGACUGGGCUGAGUGGGAACUGUGCUUCCGCAGAGGUAGGGGGGCCAGCAGGCCAGAGGUGGAUGAACGCAAUGCCCUCGUUUGGGUGUAGGGACUGAUCAGAGCCUGAAGGUACGGAGGUGCCGUUCCCCUCACAGCUCCGUAGGCAAGCACCAUGGUCUUGUAGCAGAUGCAGGCUUCAACUGGAAGCCAGUGGAGUGUGCGGAGGAGCGGGGUGACGUGAGAGAACUUGGGAAGGUUGAACACCAGACGGGCUGCGGCAUUCUGGAUGAGUUGUAGGGGUUUAAUGGCACAGGCAGGGAGCCCAGCCAACAGUGAGUUGGAGUAAUCCAGACGGGAGAUGACAAGUGCCUGGAUUAGGACCUGUGCCGCUUCCUGUGUAAGGCAGGGUCGUACUCUCCUAAUGUUGUAGAGCAUGAACCUACAGGAUCGGGUCACCGCCUUGAUGUUAGCGGAGAACGACAGGGUGUUGUCCAGGGUCACGCCAAGGCUCUUUGCACUCUGGGAGGAGGACACAACGGAGUUGUCAACCGUGAUGGCGAGAUCAUGGAACGGGCAGUCCUUCCCCGGGAGGAAGAGCAUCUCCGUCUUGCCGAGGUUCAGCUUGAGGUGGUGAUCCGUCAUCCACAUUGAUAUGUCUGCCAGACAUGCAGAGAUGCGAUUCGCCACCUGGUUAUCAGAAGGGGGAAAGGAGAAGAUUAGUUGUGUGUCGUCUGCGUAGCAAUGAUAGGAGAGGCCAUGUGAGGAUAUGACAGAGCCAAGUGACUUGGUGUAUAGCGAGAAUAGGUCAGGUUAUUAUGGUGAUCAUAGGUUAGGCUACUAUGGUGAGCAUAGGUUAGGCUACUAUGGUGAGCAUAGGUUAGGCUACUAUGGUGAGCAUAGGUUAGGCUACUAUGGUGAGCAUAGGUUAGGCUACUAUGGUGAGCAUAGGUCAGGCUACUAUGGUGAGCAUAGGUUAGUCUACUAUGGUGAGCAUAGGUCAGGCUACUAUGGUGAGCAUAGGCCAGGCUACUAUGGUGAGCUUAGGUCAGGCUACUAUGGUGAGCAUAGGUCAGGCUACUAUGGUGAUAGGUUAGGCUACUAUGGUGAGCAUAAGUUAGGCUACUAUGGUGAGCAUAGGUCAGGCUACUAUGGUGAUAGGUUAGGCUACUAUGGUGAGCAUAGGUUAGGCUACUAUGGUGAGCAUAGGUCAGGUUACUAUGGUGAGCAUAGGUUAGGCUACUAUGGUGAGCUUAGGUCAGGUUACUAUGGUGAGCAUAGGUUAGGCUACUAUGGUGAGCAUAGGUCAGGCUACUAUGGUGAGCAUAGUUUAGGCUACUAUGGUGAGCAUAGGUUAGGUUACUAUGGUGAGCAUAGGUUAGGCUACUAUGGUGAGCAUAGGUUAGGCUACUAUGGUGAGCAUAGGUCAGGCUACUAUGGUGAGCAUAGGUCAGGCGACUAUGGUGAGCAUAGGUUAGGCGACUAUGGUGAGCAUAGGUCAGGCUACUAUGGUGAUAGGUUAGGCUACUAUGGUGAGCAUAGGUCAGGCUACUAUGGUGAGCAUAGGUCAGGCUACUAUGGUGAGCAUAGGUCAGGCUACUAUGGUGAGCAUAGGUCAGGCUACUAUGGUGAGCAUAGGUCAGGUUAUUAUGGUGAGCAUAGGUUAGGCUACUAUGGUGAGCUUAGGUCAGGUUACUAUGGUGAGCAUAGGUUAGGCUACUAUGGUGAGCAUAGGUCAGGCUACUAUGGUGAGCAUAGGUUAGGCUACUAUGGUGAGCAUAGGUUAGGUUACUAUGGUGAGCAUAGGUUAGGCUACUAUGGUGAGCAUAGGUUAGGCUACUAUGGUGAGCAUAGGUCAGGCUACUAUGGUGAGCAUAGGUCAGGCUACUAUGGUGAGCAUAGGUCAGGCGACUAUGGUGAGCAUAGGUUAGGCUACUAUGGUGAUAGGUUAGGCUACUAUGGUGAGCAUAGGUCAGGCUACUAUGGUGAGCAUAGGUCAGGCUACUAUGGUGAUAGUUUAGGCUACUAUGGUGAGCAUAGGUCAGGCGACUAUGGUGAUAGUUUAGGCUACUAUGGUGAGCAUAGGUUAGGCUACUAUGGUGAGCAUAGGUCAGGCUACUAUGGUGAGCAUAGGUCAGGCUACUAUGGUGAUAGGUUCGGCUACUAUGGUGAGCAUAGGUCAGGCUACUAUGGUGAGCAUAGGUCAGGCUACUAUGGUGAGCAUAGGUCAGGCUACUAUGGUGAUAGUUUAGGCUACUAUGGUGAGCAUAGGUCAGGCUACUAUGGUGAUAGGUUAGGCUACUAUGGUGAGCAUAGGUCAGGCUACUAUGGUGAGCAUAGGUCAGGCUACUAUGGUGAGCGAGCGUUGUGCCUUAUCAUUUUCAAUAAGUAUUGAUUACCCAUUUAUUUGUCUCUGCCUGCAAAUCGGCCUUUAAAAGGUAGGCUAUAUCCUAUAGGACUGUGCAAAACAUAGCAAGUGUUGCUGCUUCCAGUUCAGUAGCCAUACCUGCGAGAGCAGGUGCGCAUGUUGUCUCAGUUAAAUAGAGUAGGCUAUAGACUAUGCAUGGGCGGAGAAGCACGGGGCAGUUAUCUUUGAUUAGGCUAUAUUGCCUAGAAAUAAAUAUUGAUCACCCACACUCUUCCCACACCUAAAAGAUAGGUUAUAAAAAUAGCUCAAGAGAACGUGCAAGUCUCUCCAACUCUGCUCUCUUCAAACUACAUCUAGCAUAUUGGCUGGUAUAGCCCAGUAAUACAGAUAACCUAAUAUAAUGGGCCACGUGAGAAUCUCUGGGAAUUUAACCUAUUUCUUACGUUAUUUUUUUGCUGGGACCAUUGCUGGCAAGUGACUGGGGUUGGGUUGGGACCAGUUCUUGUGGUAGCGGGUGGGAGUCGGACAGAAAGCCAGCGGGCGGGGUGCGGUAUGAAAAGCUGCGGGCGGAAGCGGGAAGAAUAAAUCUGUCCCGCAGACCUCUAGUGCCAGGCGCACCGGUUUUGUUAAGAACUGCAACGCUGCUGGGUUUUUCACACUCAAAGGUUUCCUGUGUGUAUCAAGAAUGGUCCACCACCCAAAGGACAUCCAGCCAACUUGACACAACUGUGGGAAGCAUCGGGGUUAACAUGGGCCAGCUUCCAUGUGGAACGUUUUCGACACCUUGUAUUGUCCAUGCCCCGAUGAAAUUGAUGCUGUUCUGAAGGCAAAAGGCAGCCCAAUUAUUGACAAAAGAGCUGAUCUGAUUGGUCAAAAGACCAAUGAGUGAAAAAAGCUCUGAAUUGGCGUGCCUGUGUAAAGGCAGCCAUAGAGACGCAUCAUCUUCAGUACAGCCAAGGGGAGCAAUUAACAUGAUGAUGGCUUUUAUUAGUCCUCCUGUCUGUAUUGCCCAUGGAGAACCACAUUGGGGAUAAGUGUUGCUUAAUGCUUUCAUAUGUUAUGCUCUGGGCUUGAUUGAUGACUGGGGUUGGUCCUCUGUAGUGGUCCUCUGUAGCUCAGCUGGUAGAGCACGGCGCUUGUAACGCCAAGGUAGUGGGUUCGAUCCCCGGGACCACCCAUACACAAAAAAUGUAUGCACGCAUGACUGUAAGUCGCUUUGGAUAAAAGCGUCUGCUAAAUGGCAUAUUAUUAUUAUUAUUAUUAUUAUUAUUAUUAUUGAUUUGAUCUGUCAGUAAAAAAAAAAAAAAAAAAAAAAUAUCAAUGGAAAUCAAAUGUAUCAACCCAUGGAGGUCUGGAUUUGGAGUCACACUCUAAAUGAAAGUGGAAAACCACACUACAGGCUGAUCCAACUUUGAUGUAAUGUCCUUAAAACAAGUCAAAAUGAGGCUCAGUAGUGUGUGUGGCCUCCACGUGCCUGUAUGACCUCCCUACAACGCCUGGGCAUGCUCCUGAUGAGGUGGCGGAUGGUCUCCUGAGGGAUCUCCUCCCAGACCUGGACUAAAGCAUCCGCCAACUCCUGGACAGUCUGUGGUGCAACGUGGCGUUGGUGGAUGGAGCGAGACAUGAUGUCCCAGAUGUGCUCAAUUGGAUUCAGGUCUGGGGAACGGGCGGGCCAGUCCAUAGCAUCAAUGCCUUCCUCUUGCAGGAACUGCUGACACACUCCAGCCACAUGAGGUCUAGCAUUGUCUUGCAUUAGGAGGAACCCAGGGCCAACCGCACCAGCAUGUGGUCUCACAAGGGGUCUGAGGAUCUCAUCUCGGUACCUAAUGGCAGUCAGGCUACCUCUGGCAAGCACAUGGAGGGCUGUGUGGCCCCCCAAAGAAAUGCCACCCCACACCAUGACUGACCCACCGCCAAACCGGUCAUGCUGGAGGAUGUUGCAGGCAGCAGAACGUUCUCCACGGCGUCUCCAGACUCUGUCACGUCUGUCACAUGUGCUCAGUGUGAACCUGCUUUCAUCUGUGAAGAGCACAGGGCGCCAGUGGCGAAUUUGCCAAUCUUGGUGUUCUCUGGCAAAUGCCAAACGUCCUGCACGGUGUUGGGCUGUAAGCACAACCCCCACCUGUGGACGUUGGGCCCUCAUACCACCCUCAUGGAGUCUGUUUCUGACCGUUUGAGCAGACACAUGCACAUUUGUGGCCUGCUGGAUGUCAUUUUGCAGGGCUCUGGCAGUGCUCCUCCUGCUCCUCCUUGCACAAAGGCGGAGGUAGCGGUCCUGCUGCUGGGUUGUUGCCCUCCUACGUGUAUAUAUAUAUAUAUGUGUGUGUGUGUGUGUAUGUAUAUAUAUAUAUACAGUGAGGGGAAAAAGUAUUUGAUCCCCUGCUGAUUUUGUACGUUUGCCCACUGACAAAGACAUGAUCAGUCUAUAAUUUUAAUGAUAGGUUUAUUUGAACAUUGAGAGACAGAAUAACAACAACAAAAUCCAGAAAAACGCGUGGCAAAAAUGUUAUAAAUUGAUUUGCAUUUUAAUGAGGGAAAUAAGUAUUUGACCCCUCUGCAAAACAUGACUUAGUACUUGGUGGCAAAACCCUUGUUGGCAAUCAAAGAGGUCAGACGUUUCUUGUAGUUGGCCACCAGGUUUGCACACAUCUCAGGAGGGAUUUUGCCCCGCUCUUCUUUGCAGAUCUUCUCCAAGUCAUUAAGGUUUCGAGGCUGACGUUUGGCAACUCGAACCUUCAGCUCCCUCCCCAGAUUUUCUAUGGGAUUAAGGUCUGGAGACUGGCUAAGCCACUCCAGGACCUUAAUGUGCUUCUUCUUGAGCCACUCCUUUGUUGCCUUGGCCGUGUGUUUUGGGUCAUUGUCAUGCUGGAAUACCCAUCCACGACCCAUUUUCAAUGCCCUGGCUGAGGGAAGGAGGUUCUCACCCAAGAUUUGACGGUACAUGGCCCCGUCCAUCGUCCCUUUGAUGCGGUGAAGUUGUCCUGUCCCCUUAGCAGAAAAACACCCCCAAAGCAUAAUGUUUCCACCUCCAUGUUUGACGGUGGGGAUGGUGUUCUUGGGGUCAUAGGCAGCAUUCCUCCUCCUCCAAACACGGCGAGUUGAGUUGAUACCAAAGAGCUCAAUUUUGAUCUCAUCUGACCACAACACUUUCACCCAGUUCUCCUCUGAAUCAUUCAGAUGUUCAUUGGCAAACUUCAGACGGGCCUGUAUAUGUGCUUUCUUGAGCAGGGGGACCUGCGGGCGCUGCAGGAUUUCAGUCCUUCACGGCGUAGUGUGUUACCAAUUGUUUUCUUGGUGACUAUGGUCCCAACUGCCUUGAGAUCAUUGACAAGAUCCUCCCGUGUAGUUCUGGGCUGAUUCCUCACUGUUCUCAUGAUCAUUGCAACUCCACGAGGUGAGAUCUUGCAUGGAGCCCCAGGCCGAGGGCGAUUGACAGUUAUUUUGUGUUUCUUCCAUUUGCGAAUAAUCGCACCAACUGUUGUCACCUUCUCAUAAAGCUGCUUGGCGAUGGUCUUGUAGCCCAUUCCAGCCUUGUGUAGGUCUACAAUCUUGUCCCUGACAUCCUUGGAGAGCUCUUUGGUCUUGGCCAUGGUGGAGAGUUUUGAAUCUGAUUGAUUGAUUGCUUCUGUGGACAGGUGUCUUUUGUACAGGUAACAAGAUGAGAUUAGGAGCACUCCAUUUAAGAGUGUGCUCCUAAUCUCAGCUCGUUACCUGUAUAAAAGACACUUGGGAGCCAGAAAUCUUUCUGAUUGAGAGGGGGUCAAAUACUUAUUUCCCUCAUUAAAAUGCUAAUCAAUUUAUAACAUUUUUUACAUGCGUUUUUCAGGAUUUUUUUGUUGUUAUUCUGUCUCUCACUGUUCAAAUAAACCUACCAUUAAAAUUAUAGACUGAUCAUUUCUUUGUCAGUGGGCAAAUGUACAAAAUCAGCAGGGGAUCAAAUACUUUUUUCCCUCACUGUAUAUAUAAUCUGUAAAAAUGAGUAAUCCAAAAAUAUGUAAUAAAAAAUGUAAUCUCUGGUCCUGACCCAUGUUGCGUUGAGAGUCCACCAUGUGAUUAGCUUUGCUCUCCCAUUUCUCUAGGGAUGACGUGCAGGAAAGCCACAGACCCGGUAGACUGGCCUCCUCUGGUUCUAGGCCUGCUCACUCUGCUCAAGCAGUUCCAUUCCAGAUACACAGAGCACUUCCUGGCUCUCAUUGGGCAAUUCAUACGCUCUAUCAUGGACCAGUGCACCAGGUACUGUACUCACCAGUCCUUUGAUUGAUUGAUUUGAUUUUUAUUUUCCAGUUGAAAAAAAAAACAUAUUUUAAGAACCUGAUAUCACAGUAAAGUCAGACUUAUUUAAAUUGUGAAAAUAUAAUUCGUACAUGUAUUACAUUUUCAAAAUUUAAAUACGUCUGACUUUAGUGUUGGUACGUUGCCCAAGGCUGCUAUUUCAAACAGCUCUUUCUUGCAAAAAUAAAUGUUAUCUCGAUGGGAAUAACCUGUAUAAAUACAAUUUGAAUGCAAAAUUAAGUAAAUUUCAUAAAUUAUUUGUGAUCACUGUGCUAUUAUAUGUGGAUUAUAUUCUACUUCAAAUUCAAUGAAAUUGAGUUUACAGUAAUAAUUCCUUUCCAGCCAGAGUUUACAGUAAUAAUUCCUUUACAGUCAGAGGAUCCCGGACAUGCCGUCUGAUGUGGUGGGAGCACUGAUGUUUCUGGAAGAUUACGUACGCUACACCAAGCUGCCUCGCAAGGUAGGAUUAGAUUAGGAUUAGCAACAACACCCAUGAAAAAAUACUAUAUAUAUUCUCUGGAAUAUUUACAUGCAUAUCAUCUGUUCCCAUAGAUAUUCUCUACAAUAUUACAUUUUACAUCCAUAUAAUAAUCUGUUGCUGUUUUCUGUCUUCAAAGGUGGCCGAGGCCCAUGUGCCAAGUUUCAUCUUUGACGAGUUCAGGACAGUCCUGUGA
Messenger RNA from Coregonus sp. 'balchen', 32005 nucleotides. The record is from the annotation of a GenBank genome assembly. Lineage: Eukaryota; Metazoa; Chordata; Actinopteri; Salmoniformes; Salmonidae.